AUGGACCCGUACAUGCUCGAAGACGGCAUUCAAUAUGGCGAUCUUGAUGGCGUUCGUGAAGCUCUUGUGAACGGUGCCUCCCCGAACUAUCGCUCCGGGCCACACUCUCCACUCUGCCAGGCGAUCAUGAAGUCCCACCAUGGCAUAAUGACCUGCCUCCUGGAACACGGUGCCGACAUGUCCUUCGACGAUUCCGAGGGCGCCGCACAAGAUAUCGCGGCUUAUCAGCCUACGAUUGAAGCCUACGAGCUGUUGAUGGCGGAUUCUCUUGCUGCACGGAAUACCCCAACCUGGGUCGGCAUUGUCUUGCAAGCGGUUAUCAUUCCCUGGGCCAAAAAUCUCGCCAAAGGCAUCGUCGCCCGUGCCAUUGCAGAACGACAAGUGGUGUACCCAAUGUUCCUCGUCAAAGCAGACGGCCCGAGUGUGCUGGAGGCUGUACAAAAAAUCGAUGGCCCACAGCAGCGAUAUAUGUUAACCCUUCUACGACACGGUCUAUUUCCCGGCUUUCUCUCAACCGGUAUUGGCGGCGCCAUCGGGCAAGCAGUCGAGUCCGCUCUGCAGUUCAGCAUCUCCAAUGGCCAGGUCGAGAUUGUUGAAGAACUGCUCAACCUUGGUGUCGACAUCAACAUUCCCGUCAAAAGCGAAACUCCGCUCUACAUCGCCGUAGAGAAUCGCAACGUUGCAAUCACCAGGAUGUUGCUAGAUCGCGGGGCAGACGUCAACUGUAUCCCGUCAAGUUCGCCCAACUGCCCAGGCAGGGUCUACGACAGAGUCAGGCAUCCAAUAUUUGCAGCCUUGCCGUCCAGAUCUAUGCCAGCGCAUAAAGUUGAAACCUGCCUCACAUUGAUGUCUUUACUGCUGGAUGCCGGCACCAAUGUUAACAUUCGUGAUUGCAAUAACAAUGGCGAGACCCUACUCGCAGCAGCAGUUAAUAACGGAUCUGCCGCCGCUGUCCGCUUUCUCCUUUCCUCCGGUGCUGACCCCAACCUCGAAGAUAGCAAAGGCGGCGCAACCGAGAUUGUUCGCCUGCUCAUUCCGAAAACCCGCGAUAUCAACCAUCGCGAUCAUGAUGGCGCAACCCCGUUGAUCGAGCUCGUCCGCAACAACACCAACUUCGAGGCCGUAAAGUUGCUUCUCGAGGCCGGCGCAUCCUCUGGGAUCAACAUAGUCUCGUCGAAGGGUACAGCACUACAGAGGGCAACCUGGUGGAUAACGGAAGAAAUGAUAGGGGCGCUCCUCGACGCUGGGGCCGACCCUAACAUCAUCGGCGGCCAGCAUGAAAGCGCUUUGAUGAGCGUGGCCUCGGUGAACAUCAGCGGCCUGCCUCUCAUCCGGUUGCUGCUAGGGCAUGGCGCAAAUGCUGCGUACGCCGAUUCCACAGGGAACACGGCGCUCCAUGUGGUAGUGGAAGCGAACGCAGAGGACAGGUUUGAGUCAGCAAAGCUGCUCAUUCAGCGUGGUGCAAACGUUAAUGCCGCAAGAACGACUCCUGGUCUCUAUCACAACGCGGCAGGGGACGAUGCGUCACCCAUUACACCCCUUGUUCUCAUGCUCCAGAGACACUGGCAGGGCCUCACAGCGAUGCCCGCCACUGUGGCCACGAUGGCCGGGUAUCCUUGA
Messenger RNA from Lasiosphaeria miniovina, 1620 nucleotides. Its product is annotated as ankyrin repeat-containing domain protein. The coding region runs from base 1 to 1620 and encodes 539 amino acids. The transcript is spliced from 4 exons. The record is from RefSeq and is a predicted model, not a curated record. NCBI's taxonomy places the organism in Eukaryota, Fungi, Ascomycota, Sordariomycetes, Sordariales, Lasiosphaeriaceae. Gene Ontology annotation, molecular function: protein binding. Gene Ontology annotation, cellular component: nucleus; cytoplasm.